AUGGAUCCACGGAAAAUCAGCGAGCUGAAGGCGUUCGUGGAAACAUGCCAGUCCAACCCUGAGGUCCUGCACCUUCCCGAGAUGAGCUUCUUCCGGACCUGGGUGCAGAGCAUGGGUGCCAAAAUACCUCCACCAAAGAUGAGAGACUCCUGCAAGGGAGGUUGCCCGUGUGGUCCGCCUCCUGCAGCUGCUGGAGCGGCUGCUCAUGAACCAGAGUCACUCACAGAGUCUGAGAGCGAGGAGAGCGACAUAGAAAUUGACAAUGAUGGAGUUAUUGAACCUGACACUGACCUGCCGCAGGACAUGCAGGACAUGGACGAUGUAGAGGUGACAGAUGAAAUGAUGGACCAGGCAAAUGAAAAGAAGAUGGAGGCCAUUAAUGCACUGGGAGAUGGUGACCUACAGAAGGCUUUGGAUCUUUUCACUGAGGCAAUCCAGUUGAACCCUUGUGUUGCCAUCAUGUACGCCAAGAGAGCAAGUGUGUAUAUCAAGAUGCAGAAACCCAAUGCAGCCAUAAGGGACUGUGACAGAGCAAUCAAAAUCAACCCAGACUCUGCACAACCGUACAAGUGGAGAGGAAAGGCUCAUAGGCUUCUUGGUCACUGGGAAGAGGCGGCUAAAGAUUUGGCCACAGCUUGCAAAUUGGACUACGAUGAAGAUGCCAGUGCAUUGUUAAAGGAGGUCCAGCCCAAGGCUCAUAAAAUAAUGGAGCACAGACGCAAGUAUGAACGGAAAAGGGAGGAGAAAGAGAUUAAGGAGAAGACAGAGCGGAUAAAGAAGGCACGAGAGGAACAGGCGAAGGCUCAAAGGGAGGAAGAAUCCAGACCGUUUGGAGGUGGAUACUUCCCAGGUGGUCCAGGUGGAUUUCCAGGUGGCGCUCCAGGUGGUAUGCCGGGUUUUGCCGAUCUCUUUCAAGACCCCGAACUCCUCAGUGCAAUGAAGGAUCCAGAGGUAAUGGCGGCUUUCCAAGAUGUCUCUGCAAAUCCAGCUAACAUUGCCAAGUAUCAGAACAAUCCUAAAAUCAUGGCUCUUGUCACCAAACUGAGUGCAAAAUUUGGUGCAUCACCACAACCCUAA
Molecule: messenger RNA, 1077 nt
Organism: Knipowitschia caucasica
Lineage: Eukaryota; Metazoa; Chordata; Actinopteri; Gobiiformes; Gobiidae
Source: the annotation of a GenBank genome assembly